Molecule: messenger RNA, 1299 nt
Organism: Tarenaya hassleriana
Lineage: Eukaryota; Viridiplantae; Streptophyta; Magnoliopsida; Brassicales; Cleomaceae
Product: zinc finger protein ZAT10-like
Exons: 1
Coding region: 81-887 (268 amino acids)
Biological process (GO): response to stress
Molecular function (GO): DNA-binding transcription factor activity
Source: RefSeq, a predicted model, not a curated record
UUUCCUCACUCUUCACACUUUCCCCACUCUUUCUCACGCAACUUCCUCUCCACACUCCACAACCUACUAUAUAUACACACAUGCAUAUACCGGUAUACAUAUCUUCUUCAACCUCCGUAGCUUUGAUUCUUGAGUUCUCCUCCCCCUUCUCCUUCAGAUCGCUGAAUUUUCCCGGAAUUCCCAAGAAUAUGGCUCUCGAAGCUCUCAGCUCGCCGAGAUUAGCUUCUCCGAUUCCUUCUCUGUUCGAAGAUUCCACGAGCUUCCAUGGCGUCAAACGCAAGCGUUCCAAACGCAACCGCUCCGACAACCGUCUCACCGAGGAAGAGUACCUCGCCGUCUGUCUCAUGCUCCUCGCCCGCGAUGGCGAUCGCAAACGCCAAUCGCCACCACCCGUUUUCGCGUUCGCGGCUCCGGAGAAGCUGAUCUACAAGUGCAGCGUCUGCGACAAGGCGUUCUCGUCUUACCAGGCCCUCGGCGGCCACAAGGCCAGCCACCGCAAAAACGCGUUACCGACCACCGGAGACGAUCAGUCGACGUCCACGUCGACGACCACAACCUCAAACGCAAACGCAAACGCGGGAGCAGGCAGAGCCCACGUUUGCUCUGUUUGCAACAAGUCUUUCCCAAGCGGUCAGGCGCUCGGCGGCCACAAACGCUGCCACUACGACGGCAACAGCAACAACAACAACAACAGUAGCAGCGUGUCCACGUCGGACGGUGUGGGAUCCACCAGCCACCGUGGGUUCGACCUGAACAUACCGGCGAUACCGGAGUUCUCGCCGGGGAAUCUGGUCAACGGAGACGGCGAGGUGGUGAGUCCGAUGCCGGCGACGGCGAAGAAGCCACGCCUUGUGCUCUCUGUCAAGCUCGAAGAUUGCUCCUUGUGAGAAAAAGAAAAACAGGCGGAUUAGAUUCAAUGCUUUUGGAUCCUUUUCUCGAAAUUCGUUGUGUAAUUCAGUUGGGUUUAUAGGAUUUUUUGUUUUUAGUGUAUAGGAUUUGAACUUUGUUAGAUCCAAUUCUUGCGUUCUUUGGUUGAAUUGAUUCAAUGCCAAAUAAAUAUCUAUUUUGUUAUUUUUAUUUAUUCGUAUGUAUUAUUCAAUAGCAAUACGACUUAAUUUCCCCAUUUUAGUUCGUGAGACGCAAUCUCUAAUCAAAUGGGAUUACGAUCGUGUUUGUGAUUGUUUUUUUUUAUAGUUAUUUAACCAGAUGAAUAUGUUGGAAUUUUGGGGUCCGGUUUGGUUUGAUUUGGAGUAAUUCAGCCGAAUUGUAAUUAAAUUAAAUCUGAUUUUGAACGGGUUA